Molecule: messenger RNA, 4967 nt
Organism: Eublepharis macularius
Lineage: Eukaryota; Metazoa; Chordata; Lepidosauria; Squamata; Eublepharidae
Gene: MIOS
Product: meiosis regulator for oocyte development
Exons: 11
Coding region: 173-2803 (876 amino acids)
Biological process (GO): positive regulation of TORC1 signaling; cellular response to amino acid starvation
Cellular component (GO): cytoplasm
Molecular function (GO): protein binding
Source: RefSeq, a predicted model, not a curated record
UGGACGUUGCACAGGGUGGCCUUUGUGGGGGUUUUCUGCGCUUCUCCCCCCCCCCCUCCCGUGCUUAUUCAGUUCCGGGGAUCUCCGCGUCGGUGGGGUGCCCAGAUCAUUGAAUGUGGCUCAGGUCUUCCAACACCAUUUUAAACUCUUAUGCCGAUUAGUGGGAGCAGUCAUGAGUGGCUCCAAACCAGACAUUUUGUGGGCUCCACAUCAUGUGAAUAGAUUUGUUGUGUGUGAUUCUGAGUUGAGCCUCUACCACAUCGAAUCUGCUGUAAGUUCUGAACCCAAAGCAGGAUCACUGCGUUUAUCAGAAGAAACUACAGCAACUUUGUUGUCCAUUAAUUCUGACACCCCGUAUAUGAAAUGUGUGGCUUGGUACCCCAAAUAUGAUCCUGAAUGUCUUCUGGCAGUUGGACAGGCAAAUGGCCGAGUUGUACUGACUAGUCUUGGCCAAGAUCACAAUUCAAAGUCCAAGGAGUUGAUAGGAAAAGAAUUUGUUCCAAAACAUGCACGGCAGUGCAACACCCUUGCAUGGAAUCCACUGGACGGCUAUUGGCUUGCUGCUGGCUUAGAUAAACAUCGGGCUGAUUUCUCAGUAUUGAUCUGGGACAUCAGUAGCAAAUACACUCCAGAAACUCCAGUUGCAACUGAAAAGGUAAGGCUUUCCUCUGGAGAUAGUGAAGCAGGACUGGUUGUGACAAAGCCACUUUAUGAACUCGGGCAGAACGAUGCUUGCCUUUCUCUCUGUUGGCUUCCACGGGACCAGAAGCUUCUUUUAGCUGGAAUGCAUCGGAACCUGGCUAUCUUUGACCUUAGGAAUAUAAGCCAAAAAAUGUUUGUGAAUACUAAGGCUGUUCAAGGAGUCAGUGUUGAUCCAUACUUCCAUGAUCGUGUGGCUUCCUUCUAUGAAGGCCAGGUUGCCAUAUGGGAUCUUAGAAAGUUUGAAAAGCCUGUUUUGACACUAACAGAACAACCAAAACCCUUAACAAAAGUAGCGUGGUGUCCUACAAGGACUGGAUUGCUAGCUACUUUGACCAGAGAUAGUAAUGUCAUUAAACUCUAUGACAUGCAGCACACUCCUACACCAAUAGAUGAAACUGAACCUACGAUAAUCGAAAGAGGCGUGCAGCCCUGUGAACAUUAUAUUGCUUCCUUUGCUUGGCAUCCCACAAUUCAAAAUCGCAUGGUUGUUGUAACUCCAAACAGGACCAUGUCUGACUUCACAGUGUUUGAAAGGAUCUCCCUUGCAUGGAGUCCAGUUACCUCUUUAAUGUGGGCAUGUGGGAGGCAUUUGUAUGAGUGCACUGAAGAAGGAAAGGCCAGUACCUUAGAAAAAGACAUUGCCACCAAAAUGCGUCUGAGGGCUUUAUCCAGGUACGGCCUUGACACGGAACAGAUCUGGAGAAACCAUAUUCUAGCAGGAAAUGAAGACUCACAGCUCAAGUCACUCUGGUACACUCUGCAUUUUAUGAAGCAGUAUACGGAAGAUAUGGAUCAGAAAUUCACAGGAAACAAGGGUUCCUUAGUUUACGCUGGCAUCAAAUCCAUUGUGAAGGCAUCUAUGGGAACAACCGAGAACCUCAGGCAUAGCCGGAGUGGGUCUGACAGACAGGCUGAUAUUAUUCAGUAUCUAAGUGAGGAGAGAUCAUUGGCUUUGCAGCUUUGCGGCUGGAUCAAGAAGGGCACAGAUAUCGACGUGGAGCCUUUCCUAAGCUCUUUGGAACAAGAAGGAGAUUGGGAGCGAGCUGCUGCUGUUGCACUGUUCAACUUGGACAUCCGACGAGCAAUACAGAUACUGAACAAAGGAGCUUCUUCAGGGAAAGGUGAUCUCAAUCUCAAUGUCGUGGCCAUGGCACUAUCAGGCUACACAGACGAAAAGAACUCCCUGUGGAGAGAGAUGUGCAGCACUCUGCGGCUGCAGCUAAACAACCCUUAUCUGUGUGCCAUGUUUGCAUUUUUGACAAGUGAAUCAGGUUCUUAUGAUGGCGUUUUGUAUGAAAACAAUGUAGCUGUACGAGACAGAGUGGCAUUUGCUUGUAAAUUCCUCACUGAUGCUCAGUUGAAUAGAUUCCUUGAGAAGCUAAUGAGUGAAAUGAAAGAAGCUGGGAACUUGGAAGGAAUCCUCUUGACAGGACUAACAAAGGAUGGAGUGGAUUUAAUGGAAAGUUACGUAGACAGAACGGGAGAUGUUCAGACAGCAAGCUAUUGUAUGUUACAGGGUUCACCCUCUGAUGUGCUUAAAGAUGAGCGGGUUCAGUAUUGGAUUGAAAACUACAGGAAUCUUUUGGAUGCGUGGAGGUUUUGGCACAAACGAGCAGAAUUUGACAUCCAUAGGAGUAAGCUGGAUCCCAGCUCAAAACCUUUAGCACAGGUAUUUGUAAGCUGCAAUUUUUGUGGAAAAUCAAUUUCCUACAGCUGCUCAGCCAUUCCCCACCAAGGCCGAGGUUUUAGCCAAUAUGGUGUUAGUGGUUCCCCAACCAAAUCCAAGGUCACGAGUUGUCCUGGUUGCCGCAAGCCCCUCCCUCGAUGUGCCCUUUGUCUAAUAAAUAUGGGAACUCCAGUUUCCAGCUGCCCAGGAGGAUCCAAAUUGGAUGAAAAAGUUGAUCUCAGCAAAGACAAGAAGCUAGCUCAGUUCAACAACUGGUUUACUUGGUGCCACAACUGCAGGCAUGGUGGUCAUGCUGGACACAUGCUGAGCUGGUUCAGGGAUCAUACCGAGUGCCCUGUCUCUGCCUGUUCAUGUAAAUGCAUGCAGCUGGAUACAACAGGGAAUCUCAUCCCAGCAGAGAUGGUCCAGCCAUAAAAUAUCUGAGCUUGAACAAGAACCUUCACAACAGGGGCUGUCUCUAAUAGACGUCUUUCACAGACAAAACACAUACCUCAAAACAAGCCACUCAUGACUCAUCUGUAAUAGAAAAAUAAAUCGUUCUGUCACAUCAGCAAUUUGAUGUAUGGAUGGUUUUGAUGUGUUUUGUAUAGCCAGAUAUUGUUAUACUUCAGGUGUGUAAUGUGGACCUGUUCAAUGGGUUGUGAAGCAGUUCAUUUCAGAGGCAUUUAUAGAUGCUUCAUGGAUAUUCCAAGUAGCCUUAAGGAAGAUUUUCAGCAUUAUGCUGUCCAUACCUUGUAUCUUCCAUCUGAGAUGAACCAGCAUCGUAUUACUGUAUUUUAUGGACUUCGAGCCUUCAAAAGCCUCUUGGAAAGACAGUGCCCAUGUCAUGCUGUAGAUUUAUACACAGAUAAUAUUGCCACUUUUUUCUCAGCUGAGACACAACUACACUUCCAGGUAGUUUCCUCACACUGCAGUGCUGUUCUGUGACACUCCUGUGACACUGUUCAGGUGAAUCAAGGUCUCUUUCAGUCUGCAUGAUUCAAUAUUAAGGUUCCAGUUUCAAUAGAACAUGCUUCUAGGGAGCAUCCACUAUUAUUAUGUGUCAAGAAGUUUCAGAUCAGUUGUUAGAGAGACAGAUGUCAGCUACAUGUCAAAAUAGCCAAUAUUGGACAAAGCAGCUAGCAUUUGAAAAAGCAAGAAUUGGCUGUAAACCUAAAAUGUGUUGCAGUGUGAAUUGUAUCCACCCAAUUUUACUUUGGGACAAAAGGGUAUUCACUUCCUUUAGAAAACUGCAGUGUAAAUGUGCAAUUAAGAUGAGACAGAGAUAUUUCCCUAAAGGUUAAUUUGCUUUGACUAAUACUAGAUGUCAUCUGCCAUCAUUGUGGCAGUAGUUACUAACAAACAUUGGCUUGGAUCUCCCCUAGAAUUUCUGUGGGUGGUUUUGUGUGAUUUUGCUGAUUACCCCUUACCAAGGCAGGCCAAAAUGCUCCUGUGGGACAGAGUAGGGGGCCCCAGGAAUUGCUGGGGUGGGGAGGAAGAAUUAAGAGUAUGAAAGUUCUAAGCGAGAUCUAAGCUGUUAUCAGAUUUCCCCCUAAAUAAGAUUAUUUAAGUUUGUGACAACCAAGAGCUCUUGGAGUAUGGGAAAUAUGUCUAUUUACAUGUGAAACUAUAUAGAAAAAACACUAAGAAUAUGGUGAAAUCGGUAAAUAUAGUCAGUAUAAAGUUACGUUACAACUUAGUGUAUAGAUUCCUUUGGUUAAUUGGCAGCAAGGUGAAAACAUGCCACCCAAAGUUGCAGCACAUCCAUGAAUACUAAACUUUCUCUGUGUGUUUUUGAUGCAAUUUUGUAAUUAUUUAAGGUUUUAUAGCAAUCAUUAAAACAGUUUUAAAUAGAAGAGCUUGGAUGCAUGUGGUGGUCUGUGCACAUACCAGGGGAUUUCUUGACCCUUUUCCCCCUGGAGUCCCUUGCUCUCUCACUCGCCCACACCCACACCCUGCCCUAAAGCCAGUUCUGAGGGUUGGGAGAUUUCUUGGAAGACUGGGCAACACAGCUGGGGAGAAGGUAAUUAGAAAGCAGCGGAUCCCUCCCUUUUCUUCAGUAUGUGAAUGGAUAUGCCUUCCUUUUGCACACUGGGCACUUUGGAGCCAGGCCAUUGUAUUUGUAUGUACAGCACUGAAAAGGGAAAAAAUGAAUCUUUGAAAACUAUUAUUUAUGUCUAUGUACACAGUUGUGCUGGGCUUUAUUAUAUUGCCUUGGUCAAAGGCUGCUUCCAGUCCGAAUUGCAUUUUUAUUAUUGAAUCUAUAGUGAGAUGUGCAUCACAGUACCCAUUGUGUAAUGUUGAAAAAGAUGAAUAUUUGCUUUAACAAUGUAGAAUCUAAACAAUUACAAGAACAGUUUGUAGAUUUAAUUUUUGUUUGUGUUAUAUUUGAAGUAUUAAGAGAGCAUGGAUAUUAAUUCACUGACUUCUUCCUAGCUAUAAGAUUUUGUAAAAUGUAUAUGUAUGAAUUGUUACUAACCUGGAAGUCUAGAAGCAGUAUUUUUGUAAAAUAACUGUAUUUUAUGACUCUUUUAAAGCCUAGUAAAUAAAGACAACCUGGUUCUUGUGAGAUUGCUUGCACCAGUUCACCCACAGCUUA